Prinia subflava (tawny-flanked prinia) is the source of this 4503-nucleotide messenger RNA. It is a transcript of the gene EGLN1, whose product is annotated as egl-9 family hypoxia inducible factor 1. The record is from RefSeq and is a predicted model, not a curated record. The transcript has 5 exons. Gene Ontology annotation, cellular component: cytoplasm; nucleus. NCBI's taxonomy places the organism in Eukaryota, Metazoa, Chordata, Aves, Passeriformes, Cisticolidae. Gene Ontology annotation, biological process: cellular response to hypoxia; peptidyl-proline hydroxylation to 4-hydroxy-L-proline. Bases 447 to 1739 code for a protein of 430 amino acids. Gene Ontology annotation, molecular function: peptidyl-proline 4-dioxygenase activity; L-ascorbic acid binding; ferrous iron binding.
GGAAGUGGCGUACGUGCACAGCGGGCCGCUGGAGUGGCGCCUCCUCCUCCUCGCCCCGGCACAGCGGCGGAGGCGCGGUGGGCAGAGGCGGCGGCCGCGCCGGCCCGUGCUGCUCCGGGCAGAGAGGCCGGCGGGGAGCGGAAGGCAGCCCCGCACCGCGCCACGCCGCUCCCCCUCGGCCGUUCCGCCGCCGGCGGGGCGGCGAUGAGGCGGCGCUAAGCAGCGUUAGCGGCGCAGGGAGGGCGGCGCGGGCCCCCGCGCGCCGGAGGAGGCCGCGGGCCGGCGGAGGCGGCGGGGGCCGCGGCGGAGCCGGAGCCGGGCGGCCAUGAUGCAGUGAGCGCUCCCUCCCCGCGCGGCCGGGCGGGGGCCCGCGUUAGCGCCGCUCCCGCCCGCCUCCUUACAUAACACGACCGGCGGAGCGGGGCUGCGGCGGCACCACCAGCGCCAUGGCGAAUGACAGCGGCGGAGGCGCCGGUCAGGGCGAGAGCAGCGGCGGCAGCAGCGGCAGCAGCAAUAGCAGCAGUAGCGAGCGGGACCGGCAGUACUGCGAGCUGUGCGGGAAGAUGGAGAACCUGCUGCGGUGCGGGCGCUGCCGCAGCUCCUUCUACUGUAGCAAGGAGCACCAGCGCCAGGACUGGAAGAAGCACAAGCUCAUCUGCCGCGGAGGAGGCGCUGCGGCGGCUGGCGCGGCAGGGGGCGCUGCCGAGCCCCGCGGCGGGCACCCCCUGCCGCCCCGCGCCCACGGCGGGGCCGCGGCGGGCGGCGGCAGCCGGGCGGGAGUCGGGAAGGGCGCAGCGCCGCCGUCCCCGGAGGCACCCGCCGAGGCCGCCCCGCUGACCAACAAUCAUGUCGCCGCCGCCGCUGCAACUGCAGGCGGUGAGGGGGAGGCCGCGGCCCAGUCCCCGUCGCCCUCCGGGGAGGCAGUGCUACUGUACCGGGACAAGUCGAACCUGUACCCGGGCGGCGUGCAGGCGGGGCCCGGCGGGGCCGCGCUGCGCCCCAACGGGCAGACCAAGUCGCUGGUACCGCAGCGGCUGGCGCUGGAGUACAUCGUGCCCUGCAUGAACAAGCACGGUAUCUGCGUGGUGGACGACUUCCUCGGCAAGGAGCUGGGCGGCCAGGUAGCCGAGGAGGUGCGGGCCCUCCACCACACUGGCCGCUUCACCGACGGGCAGCUCGUCAGCCAGAAGAGCGACUCCUCCAAGGACAUCCGCGGCGACAAGAUCACCUGGGUGGAGGGCAAGGAGCCGGGCUGCCAGACCAUCCGGCUCCUCAUGAACAGCAUGGACGAUCUCAUCCGGCACUGCAACGGAAAGCUGGGAAACUACAAAAUCAACGGCAGGACGAAAGCUAUGGUGGCUUGUUAUCCAGGCAACGGAACAGGAUACGUGCGCCACGUUGAUAAUCCAAAUGGAGAUGGAAGAUGUGUUACGUGUAUAUAUUAUCUUAAUAAGGACUGGGAUGCCAAGGUAAGUGGAGGCAUCCUUCGGAUAUUUCCAGAAGGUAAAGCCCAAUUUGCUGAUAUUGAACCCAAAUUUGAUAGACUGCUAUUCUUCUGGUCUGAUCGCCGCAACCCUCAUGAAGUACAGCCAGCAUUUGCUACAAGGUACGCAAUAACAGUGUGGUAUUUUGAUGCAGAUGAAAGAGCACGAGCUAAAGUAAAAUAUCUAACAGGUGAAAAAGGUGUGAGGGUUGAACUUAAUAAACCUUCUGACUCUGUUGGGAAAGAUGUUUUAUAAGCCUUUGAUUUAGCAACUCCCCUUGCUAUUCUCCCUGAUAAAUCUUGAUGCUAUCUAUUAACUUCUGAAUGUGAAUAACAAGAUAAAGGAAAAUCAACAACAAACCAACAUCUUAAUACGGAAGCAAACAGUGUUUCAAUGUUGCAUCAAAAAGAAGGUUCUUUGACUGCUGAAGCAUUGUACUAUGUGAUUGUGACUCCAGGCCUGUGACUGCUUAUGUGAAGAAGAUAAGCAAUCAGUAAGAAACACCAUAUGCAUCUGGACAUAAAUAAGUGCCCUACAUAGAAUUUGUCCAUCCUUAUAUUUUGCCAGACCUGUCAUCCAGCUGAAUCCAUUUCAUCUCUCCCUUUUUUUAUAUGGUAAAAAGUUUGAAUUUUGGGUAAUUUUUGUAUGACCAGGUACAGUUUAUCAAAAUUGAGUCUUAAAAAAAAAAAAGAAAAACUGAAAAAAAGGAAAAAAAUCACAGUAUUCUCCAAUAUAACAUGGAUCUAUUUUUGUAAAACUGUUCAUACUGUUCUCCUCUGCCAUGAAAGACCUAAUUUAACGCAAGGGUUGCCAGUACUGAUAAUCACUUUAAUUUUUUUUUUUACAAUUUAAGUCAGAAAAGGAGCACUUUAAUUACCAGCUAAAAUCUGAUUGUUUUAUAUCAUAUCUCACACUAAUCUUAACUUUUAAAGAUUGCUGCUGUAUUGUUUUGGGUUUUGUUUUUUUGGUUUUUUUUGUUUUUCUUUUUUGACUAUGUUCUCUUGAACCUUAUUAACAAAAGCAAAUCAGUAUCUCACUAGUAGUAACAUUCAGUUUGUGGUUUUGUAUGUUGAAUCCACAGAGGGGAAGUUUCUGUCUUUUUUCUUUUUUCUUUGGUUUCUUUUUUUUCUAUUUUGGAGGGGGGAUGUUUGGUUGUUUUUUUAUUUUUUAUGUGACUGGCACUAAGUGAACUUGACACUAUUGAUUGCUGUCAUUGGCUUUGGGGACCUGGUAAAUACCAACAAGUUACAAGAAUAUACAAGGGCUUUCCUAGGCUAUUAGAGGUACCCAGAACCUCCUUACUUACUUGACAGAAAUUUUUGAGCUUUCUCCCUUUUCUAAAAAAUACUUGCCACUCCCCUUUCCUUUGUAUAUAAGUUAAUAGAAUAUCUAAAAUUCACUUUUUAAAAUUUCCUUUUCAAAUGUUGGUGUCCCAUGCAGUCUGUAAGUUGACACCUUGAUCUAUUAUAUAGUAUCAAGGAGGUGGUCAGCACACUGAAGCUGAAGUGCAUCACUCUGUAAGCUCCUUGUGCAAUAAUACACCUUUAAAUUUUCACUGUUGCUGAAGGAUUUCCCCAAAAAGGCAAUGCUCUUUGAUCAAUACUGAGGUAUAUAUGUAGUAAGAAAACAUUUACUUUCUUGUACAUUGUUUUUAUUUUAUCCAGGAGAUGGGACAUCACAGAAUAAAAGUGAGAUGUGCAGAAACUGUGAUAUUCUUAUUUUUAAGAAAUGGAUGUUUUGGACACGGAUUUUUUUCUUCUUCUUCUUUCUUUUCUUUUUCCUGAGCUUUAAAAGCUUGAGAAAACAAAAGCAAACCUAUCAAAGACAGCAUUCAUAUUUACAGGAGUUUGGGGGUUGUUCACCUUACCCACUGCAGUUUUCUAUCUUAUUUACUUACUUAGCCAAAACAAUGUGAGUGUACAGAAAUAUUUCUGUAUAUAUUACAACUUGUGACAAUUUUAACAUCUGUAUAGUUUGUAUUCAAUUAGAGACCCUUUCUAUGGAAAGCUCAGUAAUUUUUUAUUAAAAACAUUACUAUUGUUCAUGUAAAACAUGAAAAAGCUAAUUGUUUAAUAACAAACUGACAGAAGGGGGGAAAAUUCAGUAUUGGUAUAUCAUUUAGGAGAACCAACAGAAAUCCCAGUUUUGUUCUGAUUUCACUCUUCCCUUUUUUAGUAAGUUCUUGCCCUGUACAGUUCUCUUCCUCUUUCCUCUUCCCAGAAAAACAGACAGGAUACCUUUACUGUAAGUGCCUCUGCCAACCUGGCCAAGGAGUGCAAAUCUUCGUUACUGUCUGGUCUGCAGUGCUUUUAGGCUACCAAUGAGACAAGCAAAAAAGUCAACUCUUCUACUUCAUCUUCAUUAGUACUCCUUUAACAGAAGUUUGGUUUUGUUUUAGAAAUGUAAGCAUAAGCCUUUAAACUCAUUUCAGUCCCUCUGUAAUUCAAACCGCUGCAGUUAAACAGCGUAUCAAAUUCUAAUCACACUGUAGGUUUGUGCUUGCCAGACAGGUUUAAAAAGUGCUUAAUUUUUCACUCCAUGUAAGUCAUUACAACAGGGUCGACAAAUCAGGUCAGCCAUUUCUUCCAUGUCCUUUAGAAACUGUUCAUUUCAUGUCGGUUGAAUAUUCAGUCUUGAGCAUCACCAAGCAGGUCCUUGUUUUAAAACUAUUUUUUAAACUGUCUUAUGAUCUGUAUGUAUCUAGUCCUGGUUAAAAAUAAAGCUUCAUAAUGCUAUUUUUAUUCAUGAUGUUAGCUGGCUGUGAAAUAUGAGACCUUUAUCUAUAGCAGGCAAAGAAAUUCAGGAUUCAUUUACAGGUUGCCUAUAAAGUUGUGUAAUUUCAAAAGCAGUGUUCAUUAUGAAAGAGCUCUCAAGUUGCUUGUAAAGCUAAUCUAAUUAAAAAAGAUGAUGUAUAAAGGUUCUUGAAAACUAUGUGGUUAUUUGUAAUCUUUGUCACUUUAAAAACUGCUCUGUAGCAAUUAAUUUAUGAAUCCUGAUAAAGGGGGUAUGUGGAAUUCUA